GGAACAAGGCCAGCGUGCCACGACACUAGACAGCGCAGCAUCGUGGCCGGUCAGUACGAAGUCGCUCAGCUCGAGUCCUCCCAUAGGCGCCGCCCUUAGCGCCUUUCCGACCCACGUGAGCCCGAGCCCCAGCCAUCGUGUUUACAUCGCGUACGGGUAGCUUUCGCUCCAUCCGAUCAACACCACACCACACUGCCCCCGCCGUGCCCUCGCCCAGCGCCCCCUUCUUGCCUCGACAUCUAUACCGUUCUGAUCGCGACACUAGCGCGACCUGGGCCCUGCCAAUCACCAUGUCGCACUCCUGGCUGUCCAAGAAGCGCAAAGCCGACCUCAUUGAACUUGCGCAGAAGGCUAGGCUCCCCGAUGCAGAUGGUCUUCUGAAGGAUGAUCUGGUGGAGAUGCUGGCCAACCAUCUCAACUCAAACGAGACGACCUUUGCCAAACACCCUGAAUUCCGCGACUACUAUGGCCGCAACGGAUCCCCCGUGAAGCGCGAGCGCCUGUCGCCUGCAGAGCCCUUUACUGCCACCAAGACGACGCGCCGUCGCACACUGAUCAAGGAGCCUUCUCCAGAGUCGGCACCAGCACCAGCACCAGCACCGGUACUGGCACCAACCCCCGCACUGGCACCACAGCGCAGCCCCGUUGUGGAGCGUAGCAGCGCCGUGGAGCGCAGCACUGCCCUGGACCGCAGUCCUGUCCUGACACGGACACCCAAGUCAGUCACUCGACGUGUCUCCGAAGCCGUCCCCCAAGUGGAUAUCCCUGCAUCGCCUGCGCAACUUGCUGAGGUCGCUGACCAAUCGUUCCAAAUCGUCAAGAGCAAGGCCACAGAACUAUGGGACAAGACGCGCAUCGAUGAGCUCAAGGAGUUUAUCCGCGAAAACGCGAGUUCCGUUGCCACCAUCCAAACCAUCAUCCUGCUUGUAGAGGCGGUCGGACUGCAGUGGAACACCCUGGACACGACAGCUUUGUUUGCUAUGCCCCCCGCACUCAGCUCGUACUCGACCAGCGAGCACGUUCGAGGCCCUAACGGAUGGGCGCUUUUGACAGCUGAAUGGUGGGCCCCCGCCACUCUCUGGUCUCUCACAAGCUGGGUGUUGCCACUCGUCUUCUCAUACUUUUUCAACCUGACCCUGCGCUCAAACACUGCCCGCCGAUCAGAGGACCGCCAAUACCCCGCUGACCCCCUCAUCUUCAACAUCACCAGGGCGAUACUGGCCUACAGUGCAUACAGAGAAACUGUCAACACUGCACUUGUCCCGAGCGCCUGGGGUCCAUUCUCUGAGUAUGCCGUUGCACGCGUCGGAAACCACGUACCCGGAGGUUACUACGGUCUACAAAUCAGCUCAUUAGUUGGCAUACUCGUCAGUCUGUACGAUGCUGCAUUGAAGAAGUAGAUGGUCUGCCUCAAGAUAAAACACGACCGAGAUUGUAGAUGUUGAUCUUCAAUUGCUUGUGGCACUAACGGCGUCGGGAUAUUUGAUACCUCUAGCAGGAGCGGGCUUGACCAUUUGAGACAUGUGAUUGAUAUACUUUGUUAAUACUAGCGAUUGUUUCGGCGACCUGCUUCGUGCGGUACUUUUCACACGCCAUCAACGAGUGAAUCUAAGAGGGGGAAGGAUAGGACAGGAGGAAACCAGCCAGUGCAAGACUGCGGCUUGAAAGCGGUCCGAAACCUGCUGCGGCAGCCAUGGCCAAGAAGCACAGCCGCAAUAUCUUCCUUUUGGGGUAGGCUGUGGCGGAGACAUCCACUUGUGGCAAUAUCUGCUUAUCCGUGUAUUGUAGAAGGGUUUUGCUUUUUAUUGGCGCAUCAUCCCUCGGGCGUUAUACUGUUCUAGGGCGAUUCCAUAGCCCAUGGGAAUCUAGGCGUACGAAUUACAUACGCU
This is a messenger RNA of Exserohilum turcica Et28A, 1889 nucleotides long. RefSeq lists its product as uncharacterized. The record is from RefSeq and is a predicted model, not a curated record. Lineage: Eukaryota; Fungi; Ascomycota; Dothideomycetes; Pleosporales; Pleosporaceae. Gene Ontology annotation, cellular component: membrane. The coding region runs from base 291 to 1400 and encodes 369 amino acids. The transcript has 3 exons.